CGGCUUUACAGACAUACUUAUGGGCUUCCGCAGGCGUUUCUGGGAAAUCGAGUUUCUUUGUGUGCCUUCUGAGAGUAGCGCUGCGGGCAGGGUAGGGAAAAGAACUACAUAUCCCAGCGUUCCAUAGGGCUCUGUAAUCUGUGUUUGUGACUGAGCGCUGGGGCACCGGGUGAGUGAGCUGUGGGACCCUCAGCAGCACCUCUCUGGCCUGAGUUUAACCCCCGGGAUGCCACUGAGACCACUCAAGGAAUGUUCAAAUGGAAGACCCUCAGGGAUUGGUUUUAUCGAACUGACACCACCCCAUUGGUGACAGACCUGAGACCCCCUAGGAAUGGCUGAGAGAGAUGAGACUCCCAGGAAUGGCUUACAGAGAUGAGACUCCCAGGAAUGCGUGUGUAGAUGCGAGACCCUCAGAGCUGGCUGUCGGCACCGGGGACCCCCUAGGAUGUCUGUACAGAUUUGAACCCCCCCAUCUGUAUGGAGCUGAGAGCUUCUGGGACAAGUGAGAGCCAGAACGAUGGCCAAUUCGACCUUGAUCUCUUCUUCUUGGACACAGCCCCCAUGAAUAUCAGCCAACAUGGACUUGACCCCUGUGACUUAAUGUCACCGGUGUUACAUUUGGGGAGCAGUGCGGAAUGUUACCCCAAGGAAGGUCCCUGGUCUGUGUGUUCCUCAAACAGACUCCAAGGAGGAGUUCCAACUAUGGCUUCCCAAGGAGGAGGUCCAUCUAUGGCUUCCCAAGGAGGAGGUCCACCUAUGGCUUCCCAAGGAGGAGGUCUAACUAUGGCUUCCCAAAGAGGAGGUCCAACUAUGGCUUCCCAAGGAGGAGGUCCACAUAUGGCUUCCCAAAGUGGAGGUCCAACUAUGGCUUCCCAAGGAGGAGGUCUACCUAUGGCUUCCCAAGGAGGAGGUCCACCUAUGGCUUCCCAAAGUGGAGGUCCAACUAUGGCUUCCCAAGGAGGAGGUCCACCUAUGGCUUCCCAAAGUGGAGGUCCAACUAUGGCUUCCCAAGGAGGAGGUCCAACUAUGGCUUCCCAAGAGAAGGUUGUCCAGGCUGAAAAGGGCCCUAGCGACAACAUCAACACUGUCAUUGCACAUCUCCAAAGCCUCGCCUCAGAGACAUUGUACCCCCGGGCUGACACCAGCACUCCCACCUCAUCAUCGUUAUCUUCACAUGGGAAACUAUCUGAGCAGCCGGAAAGAGCAGACAAUAGGGCAGUGGGCGGGCACAUGAUGUGUAACCGUGUGGAGUUACAAGAAAGCUUGGGAGGUGCUCAAUACUCAUUGGCCAAUGUCCUGUCUGUCUUUAAAGGGAAAUCCAAUGCCAAGAAAUACAUCUGCUCAGACUGUGGGAAGAGUUGCCCCUGCCAUUCUGCCUACAUCCGCCACCAGAGGAUUCACACAGGGGAGAAGCCAUAUUCCUGCACCGAAUGUGGCAAAAGCUUCAUCCAGAGCUCCGAUUACAAUAACCACGUCAGAUCCCACACAGGGGAGAAGCCAUAUUCCUGCGCCGAGUGUGGCAAGAGCUUCAGCCGUAGCACCUACUUACUGACCCAUUCCAGAACCCACACCAAAGAGAAACCCUACAAGUGCAACGUGUGCUCCAAGAGCUUUGGGCAACAUUCACACUUGGCUCUACACCUUCGAAUCCAUAGUGGGGAGAAACCCUAUAUCUGCAUCGAGUGUGGCAACAGCUUCAGCCGCAGCUCCACUUUGGUCAAGCACAAGAAGUCGCACAGGAGGAAAACGCUCCACGUUUGUGUGAAGAGAAACGAGGGAGAAGCCUCUGGGACAUGGGGGGCAGAGUCCGGCAAGAGAGAUAUUCCAGAAUUUCCCUCACUCUCUGGGCAGCUGGUGGUGGUGAAAUCGGAAAACCAGAUGCAAAGUGAGAAGAGGAACCCCCAGAAACUGUAUAAGGGGGCGAAGAAAGGCUUCCCCAGACCCAUAAGAAUCACUCUGGACAAAUGUCCCGUUGUAGAAAUGAGAUCUGAGGGGCAACUAAGAAUGCUUCCCCGUCGGCACAAGUUCCUGCGGAAAAAGAAGCUUCAGGGCCCUCCUAGUGAGUCAGACAUCUGUUUGUGGAGCAGUCACAUUGGGGGGUCUUCUCCAUCUCUGGAUUGUGGAAAUUGUGAGGUUCCUUGUACCGGGAACCGGGGUUCCUUGUAUGAGGGGAUCUCAGAUGAGAACACAGAGAACUAUCAACCAGGAGUACAAACAGCUGGCAAGUACGAGCCGACCGGGACCAUGGAGCCACCAGCUGGUGCCUACACCGCAGACUAUGGUUGUGCCAACAGCCGAGAGACAGAGGCCCCGGGCCCUUUCAGUAAUGCCGAUAUUGGCAGCUGUGGGCAGAAUGAUGGUGGCUUCACCAGUGAGAAAGCGUUGGAGCCCGUAGUCAGGCCACCGAAGGCACCCUCCUAUAUCUGUACCUACUGUGGGAAGGCUGCUCCGUGCCAGUCGGCUUUUCUGCGGCACCAAAGGAUCCAUACGGGGGAGAAGCCAUAUUCCUGCUCGGAAUGUGGCAAAAGCUUUAUACAGAGCUCUGACUACAACAAUCACCUUAGGUCCCACACCGGGGAGAAACCAUACACCUGUGCCGAGUGUGGCAAGGGAUUCAGCCGCAGCACCUACCUGGUGACGCACUCUAGAACCCACACCAAGGAAAAGCCGUACAGCUGCACCGAGUGCGGCAAGAGCUUUGUCCAACACUCUCAUCUCACCAUUCACUUGCGCAUCCACAGUGGGGAGAAACCGUACCCCUGCCUGGAGUGUGGGAAGCACUUCAGCCGCAGCUCUACCCUCGCUAAACACCAGAAGUCCCACAGGAAAAGGAACGAUGCGCCAUUUUGUGCGACACGGGGGGAGGCCAUAUUGUGCCCAAAGCUGAGCUCAGUUCCUGGACUUCAAAAUCCAAGCUCCUGAUACACAGUAACUGUACCCCCAUCUUGUAUUGGCACCCCGGCCCUGGGGCUACUGCUACAGGGUGGCUACCUGGUCUAAGGUUGCCUGAUACUAACGGUUCUAGGACUGGUUUUCAUUUGGUCGAAGGAACAUUUUGCUGAGUGUUCUGGAACGUUCUCCUAUAGCCU
Molecule: messenger RNA, 3089 nt
Organism: Xenopus tropicalis (tropical clawed frog)
Lineage: Eukaryota; Metazoa; Chordata; Amphibia; Anura; Pipidae
Product: zinc finger protein 271-like
Exons: 3
Coding region: 478-2922 (814 amino acids)
Cellular component (GO): nucleus
Source: RefSeq, a predicted model, not a curated record